AUGGCGGCGCCGUGGCCGAACUUCGAGGCCGCGCGCGUCGAGGCGGUCGAAGCGUACCUGCUGGAGCAACGCGCCAGCGACAAGGAGAUCAGCUGGCGCGCCGUGCUGAAUAACCAUGCCUCGACGCGCCCUAAAGAGUACGGAGGCGCCUUGGUCCGAGCCGUCACCACUUGCAAGGAAUUCGCUGCCUCUGGCGCGGGCUGGCGGUGCACCCUGACUUUGCCGAGCAGCUUUGCGCCGGGAGAUGGCCGUCGGCUCGUCGCGAUCGGGGAGAGCGAAACGAAAAACGAAGCAUCGGAACUCGCUUGCCUCCGAGCCGUCGCUUCGCUCGUCAUCAAAAACCCAGGCCAGGUUGUGCUCCGACCGGUGCACUGGAAGGUGACGCCCGACGUGCUCGUGGCCAAUCUGCCCGGCGUCGCCGCCGACCCUGCCUCUGGCGGGCACGCGCUGCCAGUGCGCACCCCAGCGCGGCUCCAGGGCGCGGGCUCGGAGGAGCCAAUGGGUGCGGUGAAGGUUGGUUUGAUCUAUGUAAACCCUGAGGGGCCUUUGAACGACCCGAACGAUCUGAACAGUGGGCAAAACCCAGAUCCAGAGAAGAGUGCCGUCGAGAUUCGGGAGGUGUUCGGCCGCAUGGGGAUGAACGAUUCUGAGACAGCUUCCCUGAUAGCAGGUGGUCAUGCUUUCGGCAAGUGUCAUGGUGCCGGCGUUAUGACGAGCGGCUUCGAGGGGCCGUGGACGACAACUCCUUCUCAAUGGACCAACCAGUUCUUGACUGGAAUGCUUGAUGAGGAGUGGGAGCAAGUCGCAACUCCAUCUGGGUCGGCGGUGCAGUGGCAGACGAAGGACAGGGCCAGCAUCUUGGCUGGAACCAUGCGUCUGACAGCAGACUUGGCUCUUGUGAACGAUGAUGCGUACCUGGCGUUAGCGAAACAUUGGGUGUGUGACCAGCAGAAACUUGACAUAGCGUUUGCCGCGUCUUGGAAGAAGCUCGUGGAGUCUGGCGGUGGAUGGUUGCCCGUGGAAGACAGAAGUGCUGCCAUCUCUGCCCUGCCGCUCGCUCUGCGCCUCCACAGCGAAGAGCUCGAGGCCAUGCGGCCAGAGUUCCGAAGACAAUGGGCAGGCAGUGACGUCUCGAGCCAGAGGAGUGACAUUUUUGGCGUCACAGAUAGCUGGCAAGAUACGGACUGCGUUGUGCAAGGAAAUUGCCAGGAGCCCAUGGGUGCGGUGAAGGUUGGUUUGAUCUAUGUGAACCCUGAGGGGCCUUUGAACGACCCGAACGAUCUGAACAGUGGGCAAAACCCAGAUCCAGAGAAGAGUGCCGUCGAGAUUCGGGAGGUGUUCGGCCGCAUGGGGAUGAACGAUUCUGAGACAGCUACCCUGAUAGCAGGUGGUCAUGCUUUCGGCAAGUGUCAUGGUGCCGGCGUUAUGACGAGUGGCUUCGAGGGGCCGUGGACGACAACUCCUUCUCAAUGGACCAACCAAUUCUUGACUGGAAUGCUUGAUGAGGAGUGGGAGCAAGUCGCAACUCCAUCUGGGUCGGCGGUGCAGUGGCAGACGAAGGACAGGACCAGCAUCUUGGCUGGAACCAUGCGUCUGACAGCAGACUUGGCUCUUGUGAGCGAUGAUGCGUACAUGGCGUUAGCGAAACAUUGGGUGUGUGACCAGCAGAAACUUGACAUAGCGUUUGCCGCGUCUUGGAAGAAGCUCGUGGAGUCUGGCGGUGGAUGGUUGCCCGUGGAAGACAG
This is a messenger RNA of Prorocentrum cordatum, 1745 nucleotides long. The record is from the annotation of a GenBank genome assembly. Lineage: Eukaryota; Dinophyceae; Prorocentrales; Prorocentraceae.